UUUAUUGAUCACCAGCUGCAGCGGUGGACCAGACGGACAUUUAGUCCCUAUCUUCAUGGAGCUCCCAGUCCACUUUACAGAGCACGUGCGAGGAUUAAUGUGAACGUGGUGGAGGCGCUUCAGGAAUUCUGGCAGAUGAAACAGUCCCGUGGGGCUGACUUGAAGAAUGGGGCUCUUGUGGUUUAUGAGAUGGUUCCUUCCAACAGUCCUCCCUAUGUCUGCUAUGUUACCCUGCCUGGGGGAAGUUGCUUCGGGAGUUUCCAGUUUUGCCCCACAAAAGCUGAGGCCCGGCGGAGUGCUGCAAAGAUUGCACUAAUGAACUCUGUGUUUAAUGAACAUCCUUCCCGAAGAAUCACUGAUGAGUUCAUUGAGAAGAGUGUCUCUGAGGCCCUGGCAUCUUUCAAUGGCAACAGGGAGGAAGCUGACAACCCAAAUACAGGGAUUGGUGCCUUCCGAUUCAUGUUGGAAUCCAACAAGGGCAAGUCAAUGUUAGAGUUCCAGGAGUUAAUGACAGUUUUUCAACUGCUGCACUGGAAUGGCAGCCUUAAGGCCAUGAGGGAAAGACAGUGCUCUCGGCAGGAAGUGUUGGCUCAUUAUUCACACCGGGCCCUGGAUGAUGAUAUUCGCCACCAAAUGGCAUUGGACUGGGUGAGCCGGGAGCAGAGUGUGCCCGGGGCGCUGUCUAGAGAGCUGGCCUCUACUGAGCGGGAGCUGGAUGAAGCCCGGCUGGCAGGCAAGGAGCUGCGCUUCCACAAGGAGAAGAAAGAUAUUCUCAUGCUGGCUGCUGGGCAGUUGGGCAAUAUGCAUUCCUCCAACUGCUAGGCAUCCAUCCACCCACACACCUCCCAUCCUCUCCAGGCCCUUUUUUAUAUGUCCUUUCUAAGACUUAGUAUGAUUUCUGUACAUACUUUCUCAAUUUUAUACUUUAAAAUAUAGAGAUUUAUAUAUGUGUAUAAAUUCUACACCUGGAUUCCUAUUUGCUAAGAGAUCCCUUUUCUGACUUCUAGUUGCUGGGGGUAGUUUCAUUUGAAACAUUUCCACUCCACUUUACAAGAAGAGUAGGCUCUCUUUGGAGCUUUGUUGGAUCUUACACCCCUAGCAACUGUGUACUCAUUUCAGUAGCACGAGAUGAUUGACUAAGUGUUCGUGUCUCCUCCUUUUAAGAUACCAGGGAGCUUGAAUAAAGGCUUUGUGCCCCCCGCACCAUUCCUGCUUUUUCUUAGACUCAAACAGGUUAUGAGGAGUCUGAAGCCUUCUGCUUUGGUUUAUCUUGAGCUGGGCCUACUCGGACAGAGUUGUUCCUCCAGUAAGGCUAUUUCCUGACACCAUUACCUUCCUCCCUGCCUCUGACUCCUAUUGAUCCUUCAUUGUGAGGCUUCCUUACUUUAUUAUUUGGAAGGAAGUGGAGAUCUGGUUUCUCAUUUUUAAAUCAUUCCUGAGCAAGUGCCCGGGAACAAGAGGAAGUAUAAACACAAUCUGUAGGGGUUUAUCACCGAAGUUGCUUCUGGGGCAUAGAUACCAUAGCAGUAGUCCAGGGUUCUGGAUGUACUCUACUCUACAGAAAGAAGGGGUCAGGGGUGGAGGUGCUUAUUUUCAGUAUCACGCUUUUCCCUCCUCCUCCCCUGCUCACCCGGCUUAGUGAAGCCCUGUAUUUAGACCUUCCUGCCUGCAGAGAUUGGUAGAAGGUGAAACCUAUUUCCCUCUUCUCUCUCCUCCCAUCAUUUUGCUCUUUGGAAAAAUUAUCUGUCCUGUUUGGAGAGGGCCAUGUUCCUCUCCCUGCCACGAAGUUGCGGUUGUCUACUACCUUAGAUGUACAUACCUUGGAUUCACAUGCGUUUUCUCUCCUCUUCUUCCACACUCUUAGAGCAUGACUAGAUCAGGAAAAUCAGAUAAGACUUUGGC
Hipposideros armiger (great roundleaf bat) is the source of this 1902-nucleotide messenger RNA. It is a transcript of the gene LIX1L, whose product is annotated as limb and CNS expressed 1 like. Gene Ontology annotation, cellular component: cytoplasm. The coding region runs from base 136 to 822 and encodes 228 amino acids. NCBI's taxonomy places the organism in Eukaryota, Metazoa, Chordata, Mammalia, Chiroptera, Hipposideridae. The transcript is spliced from 6 exons. Gene Ontology annotation, biological process: autophagosome maturation. The record is from RefSeq and is a predicted model, not a curated record.